CGGUGCCCGGCGGGGCUGACUGGCCGGAGCGGGCACUGCCGGGAGGCCCGCAGCCGGUCGCCAGAAUGGUGCAGUUAUACAACCUGCAUCCGUUUGGCUCGCAGCAGGUGGUGCCCUGCAAGCUACAGCCCGAGCGCUUCUGCGGCGGGGGACGCGAUACGCUAUUCGUGGCGGCUGGCUGCAAGGUGGAGGCGUUCACUGUGGUCGGCCAGGAGCUGUGCCAGCCGAGAUGCGUCUUCUCCACGCUGGGCAGGGUGCUGCGCCUGGCCUACAGUGAGGCCGGAGAUUAUUUGGUAGCAAUUGAAGAGAAGAACAAAGCUACAUUCCUGCGUGCUUAUGUGAACUGGAGAAGUAAAAGGACUGAAAACUCCCGAGUGUGUAUCCGGAUGGUCGGGCAUGACAUGGAGGCACCCUUCAGCGAAACCUUCAGAGAGCAGAUGUCUAUUGUGGAAAUGCCACUUUCUGAGGCCCCCCUGUGCAUUUCCUGCUGCCCUGUGAAAGGAGACCUUCUUGUUGGCUGCACCAAUAAUUUAGUCUUAUUUAGUUUGAAGUAUCAGAUAAUUAAUGAAGAAUUCUCGAUUUUGGACUUUGAACGUUCUUUAGUUAUCCACAUAGAUAACAUCACCCCUGCUGAAAUUUCUUUCUGUGUUGGGUAUGUCGCUGUCAUGUCAGAGUUAGAAGUCUUAAUCGUAAAACUGGAGUCAGACCCCAAAAACAGAGAGAGUGUUAACCACUAUCCACGUAAGACCACCAAUCCCAUGAAACAGGCAGAAGGCAUCAGUAAUGAAACUUCACAGCUUGAGUCAGAUGAUUUUGUUAUCUGCCAAAAGCCCAUGGAACUUCUUGGUGAAAAAAGCAAACAGUCAGGAAUAUCUGUUACACUGGAGUCAACGGGAUUAGCUGAUGAAAAAAUAAAGUAUUUCCACGUUCGGCACCUGCUCUAUAGGCGUUUCGCUCCUGAUAUUUCUUCCUGUCUCUUGUCUGAUGUCAGGUUGCAUUCACUUCAGCUUCUACCCACUUACCAAACAGGGUCUUUUACUUCUGAUAGAAAAAAUUCGUCUCAGGAAAAAGUGUUGCUGAGUCUGUUUUGUUUUUUCUCAUUACCUCAUGUGGGCUACCUGUACAUGAUUGUCAAAUCUGUUGAAUUAAUGUCGGUUUACCAAUAUCCCGAGAAAUCUCAGCAGGCGGUGCUUACCCCACAGUUUCUGCAUGUCAUCACAAGUAACAACCUGCAGUGUUACACAGUGCGGUGCAGCGCGGCGGCCGCGAGGGAGGAGGACCCGUAUGUGGACACCACCCUGAAGGCUUGCCCACCUAUCAGUAUGGAUGUCUGUGCUUUAAGAAUACAGCUUUUCAUAGGCUUGAAAGCCAUCUGUCACUUUAAAAACCACAUUGUACUUCUGACCAAGGCAGACCCUGAAACCGUUCCAGAGAGAAGAGAGUCACCCAAGAGGUUUCUUUCUAGAAAAGGUACCAGUGUUAAUCCCAAAACACCUCCUGUAGCUGAAGCUGGGUGGAAUUUGUAUAUUGUGAAUACGGUCUCACCAGUGCAACUGUACAAAGAAAUGGUAGACUACAGUAAUGCCUACAAGACUGCAAAAACCCAGAGCUGCAUCCACCUUCUCAGCGAGGCUCACUUGUUAGUGAGAGCGGCCCUGAUGGAUGCCAGUCAGCUGGAACCUGGAGAAAAGGCAGAGCUUUUAGAAGCAUUUAAAGAAAGCUGUGGGCACCUUGGCGACUGCUAUAGCAGGCUUGAAACCCAGCAUUCCCACCUGGCCUUGCCAUACUAUAAGAUGUCUGGUUUGUCUAUGGCGGAAGUUUUGGACCGAGUGGACUGGGCAGUAGAGGAUGGAUCACAGAAAUACGAGCGGGGAUUAAUCUUCUACAUUAAUCAUUCACUUUAUGAAAACCUGGAUGAAGAAUUAAGUGAAGAAUUGUCAGCAAAAGUAGUUCAGAUGUUUUAUGUGGCUGAGCCGAAGCAACUGCCACAUAUUCUCUGUAGUCCUUCUAUGAAGAAUAUUGAUCCUUUAACUGCCAUAAAAUAUUUAAGGAAGCUGGAUACUUCUGGAUUUUCAUCAGUUUUAGUGACAUUGGCCAAGGCAGCAAUGGCUUUGAAAAUGGGAGAUCUUGACAUGCACAGGGAUGAAAUGAAAAGCCAUUCAGAGAUGAAGUUGGUAUGUGGCUUCAUUCUGGAACCUCGGCUAUUGAUUCAGCAGAGGAAAGGACAGAUUGUUCCAACUGAGUUUGCAGUUCACUUGAAGGAGACUCAGCCUGGAUUGCUUGUGGCUUCAGUCCUGGCCUUACAGAAGAACAACAAAAUUGGAAUUGAAGAAGCAGAUUCCUUCUUUAAGGUGCUUUGUGGUAAAGAUGGAGACACGAUCCCUCAGCUCUUAGUGGACUUUUGGGAAGCUCAGCUGGUAGCCUGUCUCCCAGAUGUGGUGCUUCAGGAACUUUUUUUCAAGCUCACAUCACAGUACAUCUGGAGAUUAUCGAAGAGGCAGCCUCCUGACACCACACCAUUGAGAACAUCAGAGGACCUGAUAAACACCUGUAGUCAUUAUGGCUUAAUAAAUCCAUGGGUUAAUGUCUUAAUCUCAUCCGAAUCUUUAGUCGACAAAAAUUAUAUGGAAGACCUUUCAAAAUUACAGUCUCUUAUAUGUGGUCCUUCAUUUGACAUAGCUUCCAUCGUUCCAUUCUUGGAGCCACUCUCAGAAGAUACUGUUGCUGGCCUCAGCGUCCAUGUUCUGUGUCAUACGCGUUUGAAAGAGUAUGAGCAGUGCAUAGACAGGCUGUUAGAGAGAUGCCCUGAGGCAGUCAUCCCAUAUGCUAAUCACGAGCUGAAAGAAGAGAAUCGGACUUUGUGGUGGAAAAAAUUGCUGCCUGAACUUUGUCAGAGAAUAAAAUGUGGUGGAGAGAAAUAUCAACUUUAUUUAUCAUCACUAAAAGAAACACUGUCAGUUGUUGCUGUGGAACUAGAACUAAGGGAUUUCUUAAACGUCCUCCCAGAAGAUGGCACUGCAGCGUUUUUCUUGCCGUAUCUUCUUUACUGCAGUCGAAAGAAAUCAUUGACUUGAAAGUAUCAUUUGAAAGGUGCCACAAUGGCACAUGGCACUGAAUCUUGAAAAGCUGAAUGCCGUAUAAAAUAUAUAUAUAAAGGAUUUUUAUAUUGAAUAUGUACAUACACUGCAAAUGUUUUCAGUCUGCUUGCAAAGUCGCUUCAGUCCUGUGCGACCCCAUAGACAGCAGCCCACCAGGCUCCACCGUCCCUGGGAUUCUCCAGGCAGGAACACUGGAGUGGGUUGCCAAUUCCUUCUCCUUCAGUCUACUUACCUCAGUGUUAUUACUAAUUUCAUAAUUUAUGACCUGAGUCCAUUUAAUUGUCCAGAAUGUUAAAAGGCUACAAGACAUUGGAAUUCCCUCAAAGAAAGCACAUAUUUUGAAAGAUAGAGGCUGACUUUUAUACCAAGAAACAUCAGUUUACUGUUGUUGGAGCCACGACAGUCUUUUUCAUCCCAGGAACAUAAAACAGUUUGUAAGUGUGUUCAGAAGAGUGUCCUUCCAAGUAGUCCAGAAUUCAAUCUUCUUGAUUUUUCCAGAUUUUUCUACUGUGUCACUUUUAAAAACAGUAAUUUUCCUUGAGAAAGAUUUUAUUGUUUUCCCACAGUAAAAGAUAUCAAACUUUAUUUUCUUGUUACUUUCCAAGCUCAUGUUGAGUUUCUCUGAAUCAAUUGAAAUAAAAGUUUACAAAGCUGA
Molecule: messenger RNA, 3753 nt
Organism: Budorcas taxicolor (takin)
Lineage: Eukaryota; Metazoa; Chordata; Mammalia; Artiodactyla; Bovidae
Gene: HPS3
Product: HPS3 biogenesis of lysosomal organelles complex 2 subunit 1
Exons: 17
Coding region: 66-3074 (1002 amino acids)
Biological process (GO): organelle organization
Cellular component (GO): cytoplasm
Source: RefSeq, a predicted model, not a curated record